UUUAAUUCAAUUAUUGUUUUAUUACACAAUAGAUCGAAAAAGAUUAAAACAAAAAAUGUAAUAACGUUUUAAAUGUUAUAUUACAAUUUGGAAAAUACUAUGUACAAUUUUUUAAUUUAAAACUACUGUCAAAGUAAUAAUACCAAAAAAAGAUUAAGAAUAAUUUAUUAUAUAUAAUAAUAAGAUUUAAUUUUUCUAUUUCGAGAGAAUUAAAUUGCAAUAUUACUGUGCUUGCAUCUUUAUGCGUGCUUGCAUUUAUGUGUUUGCAUCUAUGUACUAUGAUAUAGGGGGCCUAUUUUUAUAAAAAGAAUGUUUAAACGUAUUGUGUCUAACAUACACGAUUAUCUCAAUAAAUAUAAAAUAUAUAUAUUAAUCUCUUAACAACCAAAUAUUCUAAAAUUAAAAAUAUAACUCUCUCACUUUCACUCAAAAACAUUUAACAAUUAUUCCGAUAAGAGAUACAACUGUAAGAUAUUUACGAGAUAUAUUUUCCCAAAAAAGUAUUUUUUAAGGAUGUAAUAGAAACAUAUACAUAUGUAUAUAUGUGUGUAUAUGUAUAUUAAUAGAAAAGUGAUAGAGAGAGAGCUAACUAAAAGAAAACUUAACGCAAGAGAAGUGCGUUGAUAAAGCAAUCGACGCGUAAUGUGUUAACUGCCACACAACACACGGUAACUUGUAGAAUUUAUAGAAGAAUGUAUGUAUGUAUAUAUAUUUUAUUGCCAGGUAUCAUAAAAAAUUAUGAUGCGCAUCCCGUGAAAAUUACCGAUGUUUUACAACUAAAACUAGAAAUUGGAGAAUUAUAUAUGGCUAAUGAAAUUCUAUUCAAAUGUCGACAUAAUUUAUUUAAAUCAAAUUUUUUUUUUUUUAUUUUUAUCUAUUGUGAGAGAUAUUUUUAACUCAGUUCCUGUCAAACUUUCUACUGCAAAUAUGUUAGUAGUUCGUUGGAGAACUUUGACUUCUUUUAUUUUUUCGUUGGGAUGUUAUCCGAUAUUAUUAUUGGAUCGAACGUCACUCGAUCAAGCCAGUUGCAAAAAUCAAUUAGAAAAACAGAUAGAAUAAACACGAUGUUGAAUUUAUGUUCGACAAAUAAAAUGCGUUAACACGAGCCCCGUUUUGUCGGUCGCCGGAACAAAACCCGAAAUGCCGAACGUUCUGUUCGACGUCGAUGGCUCUUUUUUUACCCGAGAUCGAUCAAAAAUCCAUCCGACUGCCGAUCAGCGCGUGAUCGAUCGAUCGAUAUCGAAUAGAGCGUUUAUCGGGCAGGGUAAUAUAAUAAGUUAAAAUGUUAUCCGAAGUGUUAAAGAAAAAAAAAAAAAAACAGCAAAGGCGAUGGAAAUAGUGACAUACACGCUUACAAAUACACGUGAUUACAUCCACACAAACAGGUAUAUACACACACACACAUACAUACACACACACGUACAAGAUGUUAAUAAAUUGGAGAAUAAAUGUUACGAGUAUAUUUCAAAAUUUCUAUUGUCCCUUUAGUACCAUCUCAUCGAUACUGUUUAAUGGCGCGACGAAUAAAAAGCAAAAUUUUUACUAGAACUUGAUCAGUUUUUAAAGUAUAAAAUAAUCAAAUGUAUUUAAUAUUUAUUUAUAAUUACUAAUACCGCAUUACUAUUUUAGUUUUUAUAUUUCAAAAUGUUGAUGAUCACGUCUUAUAUGUAAUGACUAGACAAUAUUAUAUCUAAAUGUUUUAUCCAAUGAUAUUGCAAAAAAGAACUUGUUGAGAUAGAUCGAGAUAAGAUAAUAUAUCACAAGAGAUACGAUAUGUCACAGAUAUCGAGAUCGUGUCACCACAAGAAACGAAAACUCGAGAUUUUCUUUCGAACACAUUUUAAUAGCAAAAGAGUUUAUUUCAGAAUAAAUUCUUCAAAUUUAUAUUUUAAUAUUUUGUAAAUUUUUAAUUACUCUUUUAUGGAUUAUGAUUAAUUUUCUAGCAAAUGAGAGGAAAUUAAGCAAUAUUAAAUAUAAAAUUCUAUUAACGUCUACUUUGCGGCGCAUAUAAUCUUUUGAUACAAUGCCUUGACGGCGGAAUAAUUGCUCAAAAUCCAAGAAUUUUGUUUUGAACUUUAUAACAAAAUCUAGCAUUAAAUGAUGUGAUUUCUCCAUUUGUUGCGCUUAGCACAUAUUAUUGAUUAUAAAAUAGAGAUAAAGUCAUGAUACAAUGCCUUGACGGCGGAAUAAUUAGCUUGCUCAAAAUCCAAGAAUUUUGUUUUGAACUUUAUAACAAAAUCUAGCAUUAAAUGAUGUGAUUUCUCCAUUUGUUGCGCUUAGCACAUAUUAUUGAUUAUAAAAUAGAGAUAAAGUCAUGAGGCCUCUUAGGCUGUAUGUAUAAUUGGUCUUAUCAUGGAAGCUGUAUGAUAACCUUUUUAAAUAAUAUACACAUUGAACCAAGUCAGUGCGAUAGUAUUCAUAACCGCGGCAGAUUUCGGCGAGAGAAUAACCAUUGUGACAGUUACCGCGCGCGAUAUAACUCUCAUCAUGGAUCAUACUAAAUUCUUUUCUAAAAUCGCUACUAAACGGAAGUCCAACUUAAUUAGGCAAUUGAACGAUCUCUACCUAUCGAAGUCAAAUUGUAUAACUUUUGCUGGUGGUUUGCCAAACGUCGCUACAUAUCCUGUCGAAGAUAUUUCCCUGACAUACAAGCACGACAAUUUAAUAAAAUUUAGCAAGCCUGAAUUGACUGUAGCGUUGCAAUAUGGAAGUACACAAGGUUAUAAGCCGCUAUUGGAAAAAUGGAAGGAAUUCCAGAAAACAUGGCAUACACCAAUGCAAAAUAAUUGGGAUAUCGUAAUCACGCACGGUUCUCUGGACGCUUGUAAUAAAAUCUUUGAAAUGAUGAUCGACAAAAUAUAUGUCAAAUUGAUUUAUAACGAUCUGCUGCAGAUGCUUUUAUACAAACUCUUCGAAGCUUGGGAACCGCAAAAAUUCGAGGAACAUUUCAAAGAUAUACAAAAGUUUUAUCGGGAGCGACGUGACAUAAUGCUAGCCAUGGUUGAAAAACAUUUGACUGGUAUU
Molecule: messenger RNA, 3024 nt
Organism: Formica exsecta
Lineage: Eukaryota; Metazoa; Arthropoda; Insecta; Hymenoptera; Formicidae
Product: aromatic amino acid aminotransferase DDB_G0287711-like
Exons: 4
Molecular function (GO): transaminase activity
Source: RefSeq, a predicted model, not a curated record